GAUCGGUUCCAAGCGAGGAUGUGGUAGGGUUCUUCGACCAAUGCGCUUCUCCAUAGAUCAGAGAAACUUCGUCUUUUCCUCAACUAGUCCAGGUUGAAUGUUCUGUUAUUUUGUUGAUGUCUUUGUGAGUGAUAUCUAGAUAUUGAUAACUAUUUCAUAUAUAAUUUUAAAAGAUUGCAUAUCCUUUUUCUUAAGAUUUUCAUUCUGUUUAUUUAGAUUUGUGAAUUGGCGUAAAUUGAUAUCUUUUUUUCCCAUUAACCGUAAGCACUAACCUAACAAAAUAUGUUAAUCUAACAUAAUAAAACAGGGGAUCGAAGAGGUGUUAAUGACCACCAUGGUUAGAUGAUGCUGAGUGGAAGAGGCUAGUUCUUCUCAGUGGAUGUGAAGGGUAUCUUGAAUUUAAUCCCUAGCCUCUAGUAGAGUUCAUAACGUUCCACUGAAUGUUCUCUCUUGAACAAUAUGAUGAUUUUUGUUGCUUCAUGAGUGGUCAGGAUUGACCUCCUCUUUGGAGGAGGUCUGUGAGAUGGUCGGUUAAUUGAAAUAGUGGGAUCAUCCUCUUCAGGCAAAAACGCAAGUAAGAAUGUUAGUGGUUUUACCCCCACCUAAAAUUUCUAGCAUUCAGAAUCAAUCUGUAGGAAAUUCUCCCUUGUAUGAUCUACCUAUUACAGGUGAGUAUUCUACUAAUGGGGUCUCCAGUGUUCACUUUCUUGUUAAACUAUUGGAAUCUUCAAUGCAGUCAUAAGCUUUUUGUCAUUUGAUUCACCAAUCAUGCUAUCCAGAUUUGUUUUCACUCUGCAUUGGGUGUUGCAGACAUGCAUUUGGGUGUUAUUUUGAUCUUGGAUACUCCACAACUCUUUUUCCCUAAACUGUCACGGAUAUGGGUAAUCUAAAGUAUGAGGUAUGACACUUUGGUUGGAGAGAUCAAAUCCUAUACCUUCUUGUUUCUGCUUUAGAUUUGAUCUGUAUUCUUUAUAUGAACAUUGAUUAUCUAUAGCAGUCAUUCAAGUAUGAAUUAUGUAAAUGAUAAUCUGGGACAUACUUGUAUUGUGCAAAUUUGAAAUUUCAUAUCUUUUCAUGGUUGAUAUUGAUUGCUAUUUUCCCAUUGUAGGCUGAAGAAAGUAGGCUUAAGAAGACUAUGAGCUACGUACUAUGCCAGUAAUUAUUUGACAUCUUUGAGUUGUUGGUUGUUCUGUGUCAAGCUGAAUGCAUACUGAAACAUCAAGUUCUUUUACUGCACAAUAAUUACAAAUGGAGUUUGGUAGCUGGUCUUCAAAUGCAUUGAACAUUUUUAACAAUGGUUCAUCUAGAAAGUGGUGGCAGCAGGAGACACUUUCUAAUCUUUGAUUCAUUAUCAUCACUAAUAAAACUUGUCCUUGAAGACAAAAUUCACACGGUAUACACCUACUACCAUGGUGACAUUGCUUCCCAACUGAAUCAGAUCUAUUUUCAUGGAGCUGAUUGGUAUCGCCGUAUGGAAUUUCUCAUAUGCAUUUAAUGUCAACAUAUGAUGGUCUUAACUAAAAACUUAUGUGCUGCAUCAACUGCAAUCUAGUUAGUGUAGAUGGUAUUGUCAUCUAAUUGGGAGGCAACCUUAAUUUGUGUUUUCUCACAUGCCUUCUGAUUAAUUUGGCAUAAGUUCUAUUCUUAUGAAACUAGUUAUUAAUCUGUGCUCAAGUACCUUUAUAUGAUAUCAUAUGUAGUGGUCAAGUCUACUGUUCUAGAAUGUUAGAUCUAAGAUGCUAUUCUUGCAAAUCCCGAAGGUUAUCAGUGCAAGAGAAAAGUAUAAAAUCAUGUCAUUGGUGUGUGCUGGUUCAUAUCAAUUCCUCUCAGUUUGGUGGAAAGUGGAAAAAUAAGUCGAUACCUAAGUUGGCCUAAAUUUUGCACAUGGAUCACAUCCUGAUUCUUCAUCUAACAAUAUGUGUCAGCUGAUAUAGGACUCAGAAGAAAACCAACGUUUCUUUCUGUGGCGGAUAACCCCAAUAGGAAUAUUUGUUUAGGUCAAAUAGUUAUAAAUUUGUAUGCAUGUAAAUAAUUCAUUUUUCUGAACUAAUUACAUAAGUCAUAUUGCUGUGAGUUCUUCAAGCUUAUUAGAUUAAAACGCAGGAUGGUUGUUGAUGAUUUCAACUGCAAUUCGUUCAAAGAAAAUAGCCAAUGAACACAAUCUAUCAGUUCUUUAAGUAAAUACAAUAAUGUCAGAUGUUGCAUAUUGCUUAGCUAUAUAACUUUUUUCUCGACUUUUCUAUAGUGAGAUGCAUGCUAAGCCGAUUGCGGUAUAGGUAGUGAUUUCAUUUCACCAGUUGACACCUUUAUUUAUGAUUUUAAGGAAGAUUGCUGAAUUUUUAACUGUGAACUGUCUAUGAUGAUUUUCCAUUCUUGAGCAUGACAAAGUUAAUUUCGGCUGAAGCAAAAUAAGUCAGCCAAGGGAAGCUGCUUCAAAUGAUUUCUGGUGACUAAACUGAACACAUUAAGAAGGAAUUUGGUUUUCUCCCUUUAGCUACUGAAAGUAGCCCCCUGAUUGACAUAGGAAAAAAAAUGUUAUUAUUUACUGUUAGAAUGUAAACGUCUCUUGCAGUUUGUACCUUUGGGACAGCCGUGCACUAGCAAGAAUGAUCACAACUAUUUGCUAAUUGACGUCAAUCAUAUGAUCCAGGGGAAGGAAGUCUGAAGCCAGCUAUGGGUAAGAAUUGGAAGAGUAUUUCACGUGUGACUCUUGCUUUCUCCUGAUUAUGGGAGAGCCAUUUUAAUGUUUCUACACUAAAUCACACCAUCAUAGUAAAUAUCUCUUUUCUAUUUGCCUUUCAGUAAUGACACCUGAAACAUGUCUCUCUGCACACUAUUUUCUCCAUAUUUGAUGGUUCACAAAAUUCUUUCAUAAUGGACUAUAGAGGCAUAUCAGCAGACAUAUUUUCUUGAUUAUUCUACUACUACUGUCAAAAUACUAUGAUAAUUUUAUUGUGAUUAUGUUGCAUUUCCUUGUAGAACAUAAGAAAAAUAUUCAUUUUGGUGACCUACACAUGACCAUUUUAAAUUUACUCUCUGUUGUGAAACUACUUAGUUACUUGAUCGAGUCAUUUAUACUUUGUAAUUUUGAUUAAAGCACUAGAGUUACAGGCGCCUAUCUUUUGUCUAUUGACUUGAUUUCAGCUAGUAUUGAACAUAAAUCAGGCAGAUGUAAAAAUUCAUGUAUUCGCUACUUCUAUAAGCAUUCUGCUUUAGAUGUAUCCAAUCCCUAAAUCGUAUGAAUUCCAUUCCACCAUUCUUAUUCAAUUUACAGGUUAGUUAGCUUCAGUGUUCCUCACUCUGAUACAUUAGGAGAACUAAUGAAGCCUGAUGGGUAGGUCUUACAGAAUAUCUGAUCUUUGUUCCACCACUGAUUAUAUCAAUGAUGGACAUGGGAGCAGCAAUAUUUGCUACUCCACAUAUCAUCUCUCUCCGUGCACCUGAUAUUUUUCUUUCAGCUGUUGGAUUAAUCAUUAGUCUAAUGGUACGCAAGCCCAUACGUAAUCGAACCAUAAAAAUUGGCACUUUAGGCUUAUCUAAAAUUCAAGACCUUUGGUAAGUUGUACUUAUCUGUCUUCCUCAAUCUUUUUGAAAUCCAUCUUCCUUGGUAGUACAGCAAAAUUUGUGAUCCACAAUUGAAGGUGGCCAGGAGCAACUUCUUGUUUGAAAUCCAUCUUCCUUGGUAGUACAGCAAAAUUUGUGAUCCACAAUUGAAGGUGGCCAGGAUCAACUUCUUGUUUGAAAUCCAUCUUCCUUGGUAGUACAGCAAAAUUUGUGAUCCACAAUUGAAGGUGGCCAGGAGCAACUUCUUGUUUGAAAUCCAUCUUCCUUGGUAGUACAGCAAAAUUUGUGAUCCACAAUUGAGGGUGGCCAGGAGCAACUUUGGAUAUGAUGAGAGGACGAGAAGAGAUGAAGAGAAGGGAUUGGAAGCUCAAGCAGGGCUUCUUCCAACUCCAGAAUGAUAAUGGGAAUAUCUCAAUGAAUGGGUAUGAGCUGAUUCCUCUCCUUUCGUUAGCAAGCGCAGUCCUUUUGCUUUUUUUUUUUUUGUCCUUUUGUACAGGUGAAGGGCCCCCCGAAUGAGUAGUCGUUGUGAUGUAGAUGGAAGAAGAUGUCAGUACCGAGAAAAGAUUCGAUUUUUACCUGAAGUCCGGAUAAAGUGGAAUCUUAUGCUAUGUUCUUCCGUAACCCAUAAUUGAACCGAGUCCUGCACGCAUACCACAACAAACAGGUGGAGAGCAAGAGAUCCGUAAGAGUGGCAGAAAUUUUGAAGGAGAAGGAAGAUUUGAAGCCAUGUAAUCGUGUCUGAUGCUCCUUCUCUUCAUCAGGAUGGCUACGAGCUAUUGCAGCAAGUGUGAUACAUUUCAGAGCGUCAGAUGUGUGUGCGUGACAAUUCUACUCAGUGGCCGGUAGGUGCCAUGGGGCCCAUGCCAUGUGGCUGCUCUUGGACCUUGCCCAUUGUCUCAACCUUGGAGCCGAGGGCAUCAACAGCAACCUUACUGCAACGAAACAGGAAGCCACAGUGAUGGGGACGCGGAGAAGAAGACGAGCCUGGCAACGAAUUGGCUCGUCUGACGCGGAUGCAUCGCUUCAUAAGGAACCGCACCUAUAUGCAGCUACGUCACAGAGCGAAUCUAACACAGUUACUCCGUCGCCGCUGUCGAGAAGGCUACGUGGUUCGUGAGAUCUCCCUCAUCUCCUCUCCGCCAAUGGCCUCUCGUCUCCCACGUGAUCCCUGGCCCACGUCCUCGAAUGCCCUCCUGCCCGCACUCUACUUAUCGGCUUCCUCUUAGUUCUUCAUACUAUGCAACGCUGAAGCUUGCAGUGAUCGUGAUAGCAAGUGAGUCAUGGGCGAAUCAUCAUCAGCCUCCUACAUCCGCAUGGUGCAACAUCUGAUCGAGCAAUGCCUCGUCUUCCACAUGAGCAAGGACGAGUGCAUGGAGGCGCUCGCCAAGCACGCCGACAUAAAGCCCGUCAUCACUUCCACCGUCUGGAAGGAGUUAGAGAAGGAGAACAAGGAGUUCUUCGAGGCGUACAUGAAAGAUCAAGCGGAGAAGGCCAUGGAGAUGGAGGCCGCGCAGAGGAUACAGAAGAUGCUCGCCGAGUCGGCCGCCAAAGAUUCGGAAAAGGAAGACUAAGAUCAGAACCCUCCAAUGCCGUCGCCAUCAGUUACCUCCAUGAAUUCUUAGUAUCACGUCUGUCGCGAUCGCGGCAAGAAGAUCGAGUCUAAUGUAUGGGCCGUGGAAUGGUGAGGAAGAAGUCUGUGGUGGUGUGCAUGGAAUCUGGGGUGUCGAGUGGUACGUACAUGUGUAAGCAUGGGGAUGGCUGAUCCCUCUAGAUGUAUAGGAUUCGCUAAACCUAAUUCGUACGCCGGUAAGCCAUCGUCAUCAGACCUGUCACGCUUUUCUGGGGGCAGCUUUCAGAUGAAUAAGACGUCAACGGUGGCUCUUCUCUUCUUUUC
Molecule: messenger RNA, 5458 nt
Organism: Musa acuminata AAA Group (dessert banana)
Lineage: Eukaryota; Viridiplantae; Streptophyta; Magnoliopsida; Zingiberales; Musaceae
Exons: 5
Coding region: 4845-5135 (96 amino acids)
Source: RefSeq, a predicted model, not a curated record